Messenger RNA from Porites lobata, 8267 nucleotides. Lineage: Eukaryota; Metazoa; Cnidaria; Anthozoa; Scleractinia; Poritidae. The record is from the annotation of a GenBank genome assembly.
UCAUCGGAUUGAGAGACAUGGAUGGGUAUAGAUGAAAAAACAAGAUGUCUGAAACAGACGGUUCAAACGAGCAAGUCAUUUUAGCAACAGCGGGCUACGAUCAUGCGAUCAAGUUCUGGCAAGCUCACAGCGGAAUAUGCCAUCGUACAGUUCAGCAUCCAGACUCUGUAUCCUUUUAAAAUGCAGUGUUUGCUGCAUUUUUGCUGCAUUUUACUUUUAUGAGGUUCUCUAGAAUACGGAAACCCCUUUCCCCUCCAUUGUGGUCGAAAGCUGUGUUGGUCUAAGGCACUGAAUCUCUUGUAUAAAGCAGACUCCUCUGUAUUAAAUUCUCCAUUUGUACAUUUCCCAUAAUACAGUCCACUCUUUCUAAGACAGUCACCUUUGGGACUGAGUGUCCAUCUUAUAGCAGAGCUCCAUGCGAGCGCGCGCGCUAGUGGAGCCCCACACCUAACAAAAUUUGGUCAUCCAUCCAUCCAAAAAAUUUCGGUAAUCACAUGACUGUACGCCCGUCCGACCGUCCGUCUGCACCACAGGUGUAUCAAUGUAAAAUAACUCAAUUAACAGGUAUGACACCACAGGCAACGUGAGGUAUUUUUGGCAGGAAAUCGCAGGGCCACCCGGAUUUGUAGAGAGAAAAAACAACAACAAAGUCAAGUCUUUUUUGACUUAUUUUUGUUGUCUACACUCAUGUGGAAAACAGAGAAAGAGCUAGAGCUAGUGAUCAAAAACAAAGGAGACAAAUUUUGUGUGAAGAAAAACAUGAAAAUUUCAUAGCGGCAGUGAGACAAUGAGAAAUGCUAGUGGCUAACAAGGAGCCACUAAAAAAAAGAAAGUGAACAGGAACACAAGCAACAAAAAUUUUGGUGAGCACAAACAGUAGGACAAUUCCUUUAUAAAAAAGUAAUAUGUAACUAGGAAGUUUCAUGUUUUAGUUGUGCAAAACAGCAUUUUAGUCCUGCAAAACAACGGCAAAAAAAUGUACAAAAAAGGGUGCUGCAUGUACAAAUUUGUUUUCUUUGCUAAUUAGAUCUAUUGAUUUUGUUGCUGUUCUUAUUGCCAUAGCCAGUUAGCCUUACACGAUUUUAUUUUUUGUUUAUAAAUAUCUAGUUAACGAGAGCUUCGUUUUUAGUCCUCACUAAAUCUAUAUUUUAGAGAGUCAAGUAAAGGGAGUAAGGAAGGUAGGGACCAACUCUAGCUGUCUGUUUUACAGAGGUGUCCAUCUUAUAGAGGUGUCUAUUAAGAGAGAGUCGACUGUACACCUUGCCCCCCUUCCCCCCUAAAUAAAUUUUGCAUAGGCAUUGUCUUCAAUCUCUCCUUGGACAACUGCAAUACCCAGGAGAAAUCAAAAACAAAGGUUAUGCAAAACUUUGGGUGGCACACAGGGUGUAUUAUGGGAAAUAUGUACCUGGCGAAUGAGGACACUUGGUUCUGUUUCUUUGGGGUGUCUGUAUCAAGAAGGUUUGAUCGUAUUCUGAAACUAAUAAACUAAUCAUAGCUUAGUAUACUGACCAGUUUGUUACCUAAUUAAUGUAUUUUUAAGUUUCUUUUUUAGUCAGGUAGUUGCAUAGGUGAGGAAUGUUUUGAGCGCCAGCUUUGUGCUUAGAACAACAGUUUUUCGAUUAGCCUGAGAACAGAAUGUUUAGCCUUAGAACAGUCAACAUUUCAUGAGGCCACCACUGGUUUCUCCACAAAAUGAUGUCUGAAGAACGAGUGUACAAAUUCCAUGCUGCAGUGAAUUUGUUACCCUUGAGUCUUGCAACCCUGAUGCAUAAAAAUCCCCAAAUAUGCAAAAUAAUUCAUUGCAUUCAUCCCUUAGGAUGCAAAGAUUGAUGGAUCGCUCUGAAGAUGUUUUAAUUAUAGAAUAUCCUGUUCGUGUGAUUUCUGUGGCUGUUGUUUAACAAUGAAUAUCCAUUUUAGUCUUUUUUGUGCUUUAAAUAAUAGAAAGACUAUAUUUUAAUUUCAGUAAUGUAACAUAGAGUUUUGACCUCUGUCUUCAGACUAACUGACUGGUUACAUAAAGACCCAAGCAUAUUCAAUUUAGGACUCCCUCUUUUUUUGAACUGGGAAUCAUUGGCUGUCGACUGGGACUCCUGAUUUUUCACAGGAUGAGUCCCAGGACUCACCAUAACUAUUUGUAACAAACUCACUGAUACUGAUGAUGGUUGUUACCCAGAUCUGGAUUUAAGUGCCUCUGAUUGCUUGUUCCAUGAGAACAAGUUGUGUCAACCAAUUAGGAGCACUACAGCCAGAUCGUGGUAGUGACCCAUCAUGAGUAUGGAGUUCUGUGCUCAUUCCUCAGACAUCACUUCGUCAGGUAACCAGUAGUGGCGUUGCAAAAUGUCAGCUGCUUUCUAAGGUUACUUUUAAAUUAUUUCAGUUUGCUUGCAAGUUAAUAUCUUUAACCACAUUUGCAGCAAGUCAAUGCCAUGCAGAUCACUCCUGAUAGACAAUUACUAGCUGCUGCAGGUAUUUAUUGGGCUUUUCAAAAGCACAUGAACUCUGAAGUUCAAAAGCUGCCCCCAUAAAUGUGUUUUUUGCUGCCGUCAAUUAUAAGUAAACUUCUGUUCCGUAAGAGAUUCACCAAGAUGAUUGACAGCAGCAAAAAACACAAACGUCAGUUGGCUUUUGAAUUUCAGAAUUCGUGUGUUUUUGGAAAGCGCGGUAAAACAAUACAUUUCUUGGGGAUGGUCAAAUCUAGUUUCUCCAUUAAUGGUCAUAAUGCCAUGGUUUUGUUAGUGGUCAUGCACCAUAGUGAGUUUGCUUUGCUUGCCUGAUGAAAGUCAGGUUUUUUUUGGUAAGCUCCAGACCCCUCCCUAGUGAAGCUGCCACUGAUUUGUGUAUUUGUAUCACAUUUGAAUUUACCCAGAUUUUAUUUGUAUAGAUGCAUGCAGUUAGUUUGAAAGAAAUUUAAAAGCGAACAAAUGUUUAUCUACUAUGUGUUAUAAUACUGGUAUAUCAAUAUACAUGUAUUUUUAAUAUUUUUAAUAUUUAUUCAUGAUCUCAGGUUAUCAGCACAUACGCAUGUAUGACAUAAAUUCAAGUACUCCCAGUCCAGUAAGUUGCCAACACUUGUUUAUAAUAAUAUUUCAGUGGUAUGCUUCAAGUUGUGUUUUCCUUCUACUGACAGUUUCUUUAAUCUUGUAAACAUACAGUUUAAAAACCAGUGUUGUCAUUUGUUUUAUAAAAUACUUUUUUUCAAGGUUGUUAAUUAUGAUGGUGUCUCCAAAAAUGUAACUGCUGUGGGAUUUCAUGAAGAUGGCAAAUGGAUGUACACUGGUGGUGAGGACUGUUCAGCUAGAAUAUGGGACUUAAGGUAACUUUGCUUCUCGUAGUGCUUGGGUAAUUGGGUAUUGCAUGGUCUUUUUUUUCUUAAUAUUCAUAGUUACUGUUUUCUUCAGGUAGAGGUCUGUUUUUGUGCAUAAUGACAAUGGCAAGGAAGAAAUUAUUUGUAGCUGAAUAAAAGCUGUGCGCAAUUUGAAAAAAUGCUGCUACUUGAUGACAAAAAUCUGAUAUUUUUUGUGGACUAAUUUGAGCAGAAGGUUCAACAGUUGGCUCUUUGUUGGCUGACUGUCAGUUGCCUUUUUCAGCUGACUUUCAUAUUUUGGUCUAUUGGAGUCUAAUGACAGACAGUUGCCUGCAGUCUACCAACAGACAGUUGGCAAAUGUUGGGGGUCAGCUGUUCUUCAAUUUCGCCAAACUUUCAAACCUUAAAUCUUUGAGCAGUGACCAACUGACCUUAAUGUGAUUGAUAAUACCAAAUUUUUCUGUUGUACCCCACCAUGGACACAACACACCAGACUCUUACGAUAAAUUGACUCUUUUAUUACAGAAUAAUGUCUUAAAUAAUAUUCAUACACGUCAAUCACAAACAAACUCUUCAUGGAUAUGAGUGACUGCCAUCCAAUCAGCAAAAAGUAAUAAUAUUAUUAAUGAAUACCUGUACCUUGUACCUUCUAUCUGCAUCAAAUGCAGUGUAGAUUGUAGUAGGCAAGCAAGAUUAUUUUCUUUGGUAGGUCUCGUAACUUGCAAUGUCAGCGUGUCUUCCAAGUCAAUGCUCCUGUGAAUUGUGUGUGUCUUCACCCUAAUCAGGUAAUAAUAUUUUUGUUUAUUUAUAUAUCCCUUUUUUGCACAAGAAACAUUGACAUGCUGUACUGUAUUUUUUGCAAUUUAUGUGCUCUUUAUCAGGUCAAUGACCUCAGACAGAAAGCACAUUGCACAGGAUAUUAACUGUGUCAAGCAUUUUUGAUUUCUGCUUUGUUGGGACAUGCAGUUUAAUCCCAAGUCUCUUGUUGUUCUUAUAACCUAUUAUUAUCAUCAACAAUAUUUAUUUUUGUUUAGAUAUUUACCAGCAGACUGCAAGUUGAACGGUUAUUUGUACUAAGUUAUUUUAAAAUAAUUAUAAUUAACAAUUAUUCCAUGAGUGCGCAUUGGAUAUGAGGUGGUAAAUAGCUAAUGAGGUGCAUAGCGCUGAGUUGUCCAUAUCAAAAUAUGUUUUAUAUUUUGCUGUAGGGUGAGUUGAUCGUUGGGGAUCAAAGUGGUGCAAUUCACAUGUGGGAUCUGAAGACUGAUCACAAUGAACAGUUAGUAAGUCACAGGAAUUUUUUUAAAUUUUCAAAUAGUUUAAUAUUUAUCAGUGAACUUGAAUCUGAUUUUAGAUCACGAAGGAGCGCUAUGCAUUUCCAGUGAAAAAAUAAUAUCUGGAAACAAGGAAACUUCUGAAAAGGUGGUCCUGCUUUAAUUUCCUAAUAGGAAUGUUUCAAAAGGAAAUUCAUGUUUAAUUUCUUUAAAUCUAUCAUUGACAGUCGUUUCUGGCUUUUGUGACAAUUUCAGUUAGUGGGACUGAUUUGUACAAAUGGUAAAUGGGUCUUUAGAAUGACAAUUUUUGUUUACCAUUUGUCCAAUUUGAGCCAACCAGUUAAUACCUAUGUAUGUGUAAGGAAAAUAAGCAAUAUUUUAUUCAACCAAGGUAAUUUCUUCUAUUCUUAUUUGAGUUGCACAUGUCUUUUUCUUUACUGUAGAUUCCAGAGUCAGAUGCUUCUAUUUUGUCAAUAAGUAUUGACAGAGAGGCAUCGUACAUGGCAGCUGUCAAUAAUCAGGUGACUUUGUUGUGUUUUAAAAAGUUCUGUUGUUCCUUUUAAGUUUCCUUGUUUUUUUUAUCUCAUCUCUUUUUAACAACAACAACAACAACAACAACAACAACACCAAGAAAAAACAGAGUCAACUUUCUCUUAACGGACACCAAUUUAUAAGAUGGAUACCUCAGUAAAAUGGACACCUUGAGUUGGUCCUGCCUUUCCACUCCCUUUAUUUGACUCUCUAUAAGAUGGACAUCACCUAGAUAACAUCACCUUUAAAUUCCUAAGAACCUGUACCCUGUUGUUGCACCUGUGACAAGUGUCACUGAUCUUAUUAUCAAUAACCUUUUAGACAAUUUCACCUUAAACUGUUAGUCUUUGUCUUGACAGCUUAGUAUUUGAAGGCAGUAUUAUUCUUCUGUUGAUUCAAAGUUUGUGUGACCUGUUGUUCCACAAUGUUAAAGCUGUCAGUGAACAUAAAAAGGGCAGUUAAGUCAACAAUCCUUUUCCCCUUUAGGAUAAACUGACAAUCAAUUCAUCCAUUUUUCCGGUACAUCUGAUUAGUUACCCAUUUUCUGAUUGAAGUUUUGCAGAUUAAGAAAUAUACACUAUCACGUCAUUCAGUCUGUUAUUCAGUAUUGGUUGUUUGUGUUGAACACAUCACAGGAACCUUACGUUUCCAGUCUUUGUUGUUAGGGUAAUUGCUAUGUUUGGAGCUUAUCAGGAGGUACUAAAGAUGAUCCAACUGUCCUACAUCCAAGAACAAAAAUCCCGCGAGCUCAUAAAAGAGCAGCCUUAAAAUGCCUCUUUAGUCCUGAUUCUUGGUUAGUGUUCAGUUUAAGUUGAUGAUAGUCAUUUCAUCCAUCAUUUGGCCUGUCUGCUGAAAAAAAAAAUGAGCCAGUACAUAUCUAUUGGAAUUGGAAUUGUAAUUUGUAAUUUGUUUACCCACGGAGCACUAAGGAGUUCAUAAGAAAUCGUUGAAACGUGUCCAUGUGUUCCAGAUCGAAUUGGAUUUUGAAAGUGUUGGUUUUUAAGGAGAGGGGAAAACCGGAGUACCCAGAGAAAAACCUCUCGGAGCAAGGGAGAGAACCAACAACAAACUCAACCCACAUAUGGCGUCGACGCCAGGAUUCGAACCGGGGCCACAUUGGUGGGAGGCGAGUGCUCUCACCACUGCGCCACCCUUGCUCCCCCGCAUUGGGCACUGGUACAGCACAGUCUUACUUUUUUACUCUGGGUGAAGCAUACUUUCUCAUUCUUAGGAAUCUGUGGAUCUAAUUCCUGUGUGGUGAUGGUCAUUUUUUAAUAGAGAGAAAUCUACAUGUAUUGUCUAAAGCAACGUCCCUUUCACCCUAUGUGAUGAUACGAAACAAUGGAAACAUUAUCUAUCAUUAAAUAGCCUCAAGUUUUCUGAAGACUUCUUAUUUUUUAUUUUUACUAACUUUCUUAUUUUUUCAUUAUCUUUUGUAAGUUUUCUAGCCACAACCUCUGCUGACACAACAGUGAACAUAUGGCAAACAGCUGACUUCUCCCGUUGCAAAACUCUAAAGGAAACCAGUCAAAGAUGGGUUUGGGACUGUGCCUUUUCAGAAGACUCACAGUAUCUUAUUACAGGUAAUAAUGAAAAUUAAUAUUCCAUUUCUUUGUAGAUAAUGUUUUUUAGAAGUAAGAGUUGUUUGGGUGGGAUUUUGGUGAGUCUGGCUUCCCUAUCUAUGAGCUACAUGGAUUGUAUAGUAAAAUUGGGCAGUUAUUGAACAGGUAAGGGCCACUUCCAGGAAACACAACACCAUCAUGAUGUCUCAGCAAAUGUUUUACUAUUAACGUGCGAAAAAAGUACAUUCCCACAAAGAGCGAAAAAAAGGUAGGUUUGUCUGUAUUCUAACUGUUACAAUACAGACAAACCUACCUGAAGGUCACUGCAAAGUGAAAUUGAAGAAAGCGAUGAUCACCAAAUGCUGAGGAUAUCAAGGGUUGGUGGUUGGGUAAUCCGAGAAAAAAAAUCUACUGCCACGGACACUGUUACACUGAUAGACACGUAAAACUCUGGUAAAAAAAGGGUGAGAUAACAAACUAUAUAACUAAAUUUACAUACAGUGCAAAACAAAGGAGCGUAAUUAACAUAAUACCGGAGAGCGAAAAGAAAAAGAAUACACGGUGACAAGUAAGUGUAAGAAAACGAAAACAAAAGGGAAAAAUUUGCCCCAACAGUUAAGCUCAUAGCUAGGGAAGCCAGACUCACCACUUUCCCACCCAAUUCAACUCUUAUUCCGAUAAAACAUCAUAGGUGAUUUUCAUACUGUUUUCUACCUCAAAGCAUCUAGCAGACAUGAUGUCUUUGACCAUUUUGGUAUAAAAGUAGGUGUAGAGUGAACAGUCCCGGUUUAAAAUUGUUUGAUGUAGUGCCAGCGAUAUUUUGCAGAAUGCUGAAUGGCUGCCAAACACCCAAUUGACUCUGAUGUUUAGUGAUUAGGGUUAGGAAACUGAGUGAGUCAGGUUCCACUUAGGGUCAUUACACUGGGAAAACUGACCAGAAACUUGAUUCACUUAGAUUCCUAACCCUUAUCAAUAAACUUCAUAGUCAUUCAGCGGCUGUUCGGCAUUCUGCAAAAUACCCCUGCCAUUGGUGUGGUAUUCUCUAGCUUUUUAGAGUUAAUGUUAACUAAAUAAUAUCACUAAGGGUGGAAAUUGAUGAACACUAUAAAACAGUCUUACAUAAGGUACACAAACAAACGUUCCAAAGGAAAAACGAGAUUAUUAAUAUAAGGAAGCUUGUUUUAUGAUCCUUUAGAUAGUUACCUGAUAUUUUUGAAUUUUCAUUUUAUCAUUAGCAUCUUCUGACAACAUGGCACGUUUAUGGAAUCUUGAUCAGGCUGAGGUUGUACGUGAAUAUGCCGGACAUCAGAAGGCUGUAGUGGCUCUUGCAUUCAGAGAUGCUCAAGCUGUGUAAACAGGAAAAAAAACAAGAAUAGCCAAGGAAAUUAUUGUUCCAUAUGAAAUCAUAACGUUCUAUGCUUUUUAAAAGACAUAAACAUUUGUGAUGUGUUUAUGUGAUUUACAGUAAUAGUAUUUUCUUUAUGUCAAAAGAUCCUACAUCCUACAUGCCUUACAGCUUGACAAAAUGGCUGUACAAACAGAUUUUGUCUCUUAAAUGUUACCAUAGAUUCAAUAAAACCUUUUAAAAUACCAAUAAAG